This is a messenger RNA of Acipenser ruthenus (sterlet), 2244 nucleotides long. RefSeq names its product zinc finger protein 501-like. Gene Ontology annotation, molecular function: DNA-binding transcription factor activity, RNA polymerase II-specific; RNA polymerase II cis-regulatory region sequence-specific DNA binding. The record is from RefSeq and is a predicted model, not a curated record. The transcript is spliced from 3 exons. Gene Ontology annotation, biological process: regulation of transcription by RNA polymerase II. Bases 112 to 1215 code for a protein of 367 amino acids. Lineage: Eukaryota; Metazoa; Chordata; Actinopteri; Acipenseriformes; Acipenseridae.
ACCUCCUGGUUACAAGUCUGUUUAUUUAACCACUGGACCACACAGCCUCCUAAAAGGAACAACAAGCUCCUAACAACCAAGCUGCUACUAAGCAGAAUCCCGUGUGCUGCCAUGGACAGUGUGGAGAUGGAAUCUGUCCAGAUUAAAGAGGAGUUCUCUGAACCUGAACUUGUCCCCUUUAGAGCGGAGGUCUCUGGGCUGGCUUCCCUCCCCAUUAAACAGGAGCUCUGUGAGAUGCAAUGUGACAGCAGCCAGUCAGAGGUAUCUGAGAUUAAAGCUGAGCACAGUGAAUUGGAGAUCCCACAGACAGAAGAACCGCUUCCUGUUAAACAAGGAGAGGUGCUCGAAAUUAACCGUAUUAAACAGGAGCCCACUGAAGUAGAGUUUGACCACAUGGAACCAGGGAAGGAAGAAUCCGAGGACUUCAAACCAAACAUCCCUAAGCUGGAGAGAGUCUGUGUGAGAGAGCAAGGUGCUGGAGAGGAAGGCUCUCCCAACAGCAUGCAAGGAGGUGGAAAGGAAGACGGGCGCUCACAUUCAGAAUGCAGUCUAGCAGGUUCCAGUCCAGCAGCUAAAGCGAAGGCAGACGGUGGAGAAUAUCCUGACUGUGGGAAAGGUUUCACGCAGUUAGGGCAUUUAAACAAAACCCAGCGAACUCACACAGGCGAGAAACCGUAUCACUGCUCUGACUGUGGGAAGAGUUUCAAUCAUUUUAGAAACCUAAAACAACACCAGCGAAUUCACACAGGAGAGAAACCGUAUCACUGCUUUGACUGUGGGAAGAGUUUCAGUCAGUUAAGCAGCCUUGUUUUACAUGAGCGAAUUCAUACAGGAGAGAAACCGUAUCACUGCCAUGACUGUGGGAAGAGUUUCAGUCGGUCAGACAGUCUUGUUUCACACCAGCGAACUCACACAGGAGAGAAACCGUAUCACUGCUCUGACUGUGGGAAGAAUUUCAGUCGGUCAGGCAGCCUUGUUUCACACCAGCGAACUCACACAGGAGAGAAACCGUAUCGCUGCUCUGACUGUGGGAAGAUUUUCAGACAGUUAGGAAGCCUAAAAGAACACCAGCGAGUUCACACAGGAGAGAAACCAUUUCACUGCUCUGACUGUGGGAGGAGUUUCAGUCAGUUAGGAAGCCUAAAAGGACACCAGCGAACUCACACAGGAGAAAAACCGUAUCACUGCUCUGACUGUGGGAAGAGUUUCAGUUAGUCAGACAGCCUUGUUUCACACCUACAAACUCAUACAGGAAAGAAACUGUGUCUGCUCUGACUGUAGGAAGAGUUUCCGUCUUAAACAAGCCCUUCAAAAACACCAGCGAAUUCAGAGGAGAGAAACCUUAAAGACUGUUUUGUGUAUCACUCUUAACCCUUUGCGGUCAGUUUAUUCAGCACCUGUGAGGCACGUCAAGUCCUACAAAGGAAGGCUUUGCGCUCUCACAGCCUCUCAGUCUCGUGUUCUUAUUGUUUCCGAUCGUAUACUCCCGGCAUUGUGUUAUUUCAGUGAUACUGUAUUUCUUUUAUUUCACUCUAUUAUGUCAUUCAAAUCAUGACUGGAAAGCGACCAAGUGAUAGCAAGAGUGCAGGACCAGUUCGUAAGCGAAAGAAGAUUGAUUUAGAGCAGAAAAUGAAAAUACUGAAAAAGUAUUGAGGCGGACAAAGCCUGUCUUCAGUUGCUUGUGAACUCGAUUUGGCUACCUUUUUUCAUGUUCUAUAAACAUACGUACUGUACACACAUACAUUUACAUAGCCACAUAUACACAAAAACACAUAUACUGUACAGUAUUACAGUAAUACACAUACUGUAUGUGUGUAUAUAUAUAUAUAUAUAUAUAUAUAGCGUCUGUAUUCUGUAAUUUUGAAUACUGACUGGAUAUAGUUUUAAUUCUGGAAACCUGAGUUUGUUUAAUCGUUUGGUUUUGCUAAAUUGCAUUGCCUCUUACUGUUUACACAUUUCUGACAUUUAGAUUUAAAAAUACAAACAAUUAUACUUUAAUAAUUGAAACAAGAUAAGACUUAAACUGAACAGGUGAUAUUUUGUGCAUUUUAAAACAACAAUUACAAAUGUCUGAACCGUUUAAACAUUGAUUUGAAUGUAUCUACAAGUUUUGAAGUAACUCUAGAUUACAGCUUAAUAGGGCUGUCAGUUAAUGCUGUAUUACUGCAAAUGUUUUACUCCUGCUUGUCUCUAGACUUCUAAUUCUGGGAUCGUGAUUUCUAACGUUUAUAUUCAUCUUACUUU